AUGCGCGCAAUAAUCCCAGCCGCACUCCUCGCGACCGUGAACGCGGUCCACCUCACUCCAAACCAGCUGAACACGGUAUGGGAGCACGCGGUGCGCAUGUCCAACUUCUCAUGGGAGAACGGGACGAUCGGCGAGACAUGGUUGGAAUGGAAGUAUCCCCAUCUCUCCGUGUUUUCGUCAACCGCCCCGCUUCCCCUGCCCGACCUGACGCCGGACCAAGUGCCCGAAAUCAUGCAGUUGGCGGAGGAUACGCUGGCUAACAGGCCGGUGAAUUUCACCAACCCCGCCUUGCCGACCAAUAUCUCGGCCACGGGGGCGAACGCCUCCUCUACCAGUGAGGGAGGGCUGCGCCGCCGCCAGACGCCCACGUCGGUCCCAGUGCCAACGGCGAGUACAUCGACAGCCACCUCCAGCACCCCGCUCCUCGUUCCCCUCGCUGCCAACUCACAGCUACCUCACGGCCAGCCGUUGUUGGAGGACGGCGCAGCGGGCGAUCCCGCCUCGCUUGGGGUGACUGUGCUGGUCGCCGACAAGGCGAGCUCGGGAACGCUGAUCAAGGGUGUGUCGUUCAUGCAAGCCGCGCAGAGUCAGGUCGACUACCUUCUGUACGGUGUGCCGCGGAACGAGCAGGGCGCAAUCUCGCACCGCGCCGCCACCUUCCAACUCUGGGCCGACAACGUAUACAUGGUCCCCCCUUUCCUAGCCUACUUUGGCGCGAUAACCAACAACCAGACCCUCCUCCAAACCGCGUUCGAUCAAAUCUCAGCUUACAGACAAGGCCUACAGGACCCGGAAACAAAGUUGUGGCGACAUAUGAGUCCUGGACCUGAGGCGGAGGAUCCGAAUCUCUGGGCAACGGGGAACGCUUGGGCCGCCGCUGGGAUUCUCAGAGUGCUUGCGACGAUUAAACGGUCUCAGUUUGCGGAAGGGAUGGGGGAUCAGGUUACGCAGUUGCAGGUUUGGGCGGCGGAGAUAUUGGGGGCGAGUAAGGAGUAUAUGACCCACGACGGCCUCUUACGGAACUACAUUAACAACGCCUCCGACUUCGUCGACGCCGCCGCCACCGCAUUAAUGGCGUCCGCCGGUCUUCGCAUGGCAACCCUAAACCUAACCAACGACCACGUCGAUGCGGCCACCAAAAUGCUCGCCGGCGCGUCAAGGAACGUAAACUCUACCGGAUACCUGACCAACGUGACGGACCCCUACAGUUUCCACCAGCCAGGCACAGUCAGUCCCGAAGGAAACGCUUUCGUGGUGUUGGGUUAUGCGGCGUAUAACGACUGGGAAAAGAUGGGGAAGCCGGGGAAUACGAGGGGGAAAGAUCCGUUGUCGGGGGCCGGGCGGGCUGGUGCGAGUUUGGUGGGUGUGCUCCUUGCUGUUGGAGUGGGAGUGGCGGCGAUGUGA
Messenger RNA from Cutaneotrichosporon cavernicola, 1404 nucleotides. RefSeq lists its product as uncharacterized. Bases 1 to 1404 code for a protein of 467 amino acids. The transcript has 4 exons. The record is from RefSeq and is a predicted model, not a curated record. Lineage: Eukaryota; Fungi; Basidiomycota; Tremellomycetes; Trichosporonales; Trichosporonaceae. Gene Ontology annotation, biological process: carbohydrate metabolic process.